UAUAAAACGGAAAAUGAAAUGUUUAAAAUUUUUAAUUGAGUUUUAAUAAACUAUAGUCAAAGGAUAUAAAGAGAAGGAGGAGGGGGUAUACAUCAUUAUAGAUAAAAGGAGACAAGUCGGUUGAUAGGAUCAGUAGUAAUCUUGCUGCUUGGUUGAGUGACAGGCAAUAACAAUGUUUGUUUGACAGCUUUGAUUGUACUUGUUUGUUUCUUUUCUUUUGUCUGUUGAUUGACUGUGAGUUUUUGAUAGGAUUCACGUAGAUAGAUAGGAUCAAUAUCAGCUUGAAUAAAAGUCAUGUUACUAAAUAUAAAGAAAAGAGGAAGAAAUAGGAAUAAAAAAAGAGGUGCUUUUAUAGUAAGAAAUAAACCAAUCAAAUGCUAUCCAAUCAGCUUCCUCACGUGGCAAAUCCUUUACUCACUAUGUUUCAACAGCAAAAAAAUGGGCCUAAAAAGUUCAACUUUGGACUACUCAAAAAGACAGAAGGAGAGAAAAGAAAAGCAACAGAUAAUGUGUCAACCAAUAAGAGACAAAGACCUGCUUUUGUUGAUGACGAUGAAGACGAGUUGUUAGCCAGUGCUGGUAUAGACAUCAAGCAAGACACAAAAGACGAAGAAGACGAUCCUCUUGAUGCAUUUAUGGCAGAUAUGAGUGAACAAGCAAAGAACACGAAAUCAGAACCCAAGAUUCGAAGAGACGAUAUUGAAGAUGAAGAUGACUUGGAGAGUUAUGUUCGUCACAUGAAAGAAAAGGGCGUUACUUUAGGCAACUCGAAUCAACCUAUGCCUGUCUAUGACGAAAAUGCCAACUCUGAUGAUGAAGUCUAUGCAACAGCAGCAGCCAUUGAUGCUCGCCUUGAGAACAGCCAUGAAGACCCACUUGAACCUGUCAAGAAAGAAAUCGAGCCCUUGCCUCGUGUUGAUCAUGACAGCAUAGACUAUCUUGAAAUCGAAAAGGACUUUUAUCAAGAACACCCUGAUAUUGCAGCAUUGGAUGACAUGCGUGUUCAAGCCAUCCGCCAAGAAUUAGGCUUGCAUGUCACAGGUCAUCAAGUACCUAAGCCCUGUGUUUCUUUUGGGCACUUUGGAUUUGAUGAGGAUCUGUUGAAUGCAGUUGUGAAGGCAGGGUAUACAGAACCCUCUGCUAUUCAAAAACAGGCCAUUCCUGUGGCUAUGUGUGGUCGAGAUAUCAUUGGUAUUGCCAAGACAGGAUCUGGCAAGACAGCUGCCUUUGUGUUGCCCAUGUUGAUUCAUAUCAUGGAUCAACAAGAACUUGUUAAAGGUGAUGGUCCUAUUGGGUUAAUAUUAGCACCUACUCGCGAAUUGGCUGUGCAGAUCUAUCAAGAGACACGAAAGUUUGCCAAGGCUUAUGGACUCAAAGUGGCUGCUGUCUAUGGUGGUGCGUCUAAACUAGAACAAUUCAAGGAUUUACGCAGUGGCACUGUAGAAAUCCUUGUGGCUACACCAGGCCGAUUGAUUGAUAUGAUCAAGAUGAAAGCAACCAAUUUAAGACGUGUAAGCUAUCUUGUAUUGGAUGAAGCAGAUCGCAUGUUUGACCUUGGUUUUGAACCUCAAGUGAGAUCUGUGUGUGAUAAUAUUAGACCUGAUAGGCAGACUCUUUUGUUUAGUGCUACAUUUCAAAAGCGUAUUGAAGCUUUGGCUCGUAGUGUCACAACAGAUCCAAUUAGAAUUAAUGUAGGCACAACAGGUCAAGCCAAUGAAGAUAUUACACAAAUAGUACAAGUAUUUGAAGAAGACACGAUGAAAUGGGACUGGCUUAUCUAUCAUUUAGCUGGCUUCUGUGUGGGUGGAAGUGUAAUUAUCUUUGUUGGUAGAAAAGAUGCUGUGGAUACGCUUUCUCACAACUUAAAUCAAGCUCAUUUUGAAUGUGUGGCAUUGCAUGGUGACCUACAGCAGUUUGAAAGAGAAAAAGUACUUGGAGAUUUCAAAUCCAAUAAGGUCAAGAUCUUAGUUUCGACUGAUGUAGCUGCCCGAGGUUUAGAUAUUAAGACAGUCAAGACAGUCAUUAAUUACGAUAUCGCUCGAGACAUUGAUUCACAUACGCACCGUGUAGGCAGAACAGGAAGAGCUGGUGAAAAGGGUACAGCCUAUACAUUGAUCACACAAAAAGAAGACAGAUUUGCAGGAGAACUUGUUCGACAUUUAGAGACUUCAGGACAAAUCGUACCACCUGAAUUGAUGUCUUUGGCCAUGAAGAAUCCAAGGUUUAGAGACGCACGUAAUUCAAGAGGCAGAAGAGGAGGAAGAGGUCGAGGUCGAGGUCGAGGUCGACAUCAUCCUAAAACGAAUGCUAAUUUUGAGCCUAUUCAAUUCCAAAGAUCAAGUACAGGCGGACUAAGCACAACACCCAAUGCAGCCAAACCAAGUCGAUGGCAAUAAAAGCCUUGCUUUUCACUUUUUGAAUUUUAGUUUUUAUCUAUUAGAGAGUAUUUGGACUGGUC
Molecule: messenger RNA, 2458 nt
Organism: Gilbertella persicaria
Lineage: Eukaryota; Fungi; Mucoromycota; Mucoromycetes; Mucorales; Choanephoraceae
Product: P-loop containing nucleoside triphosphate hydrolase protein
Exons: 10
Coding region: 375-2396 (673 amino acids)
Molecular function (GO): RNA helicase activity; ATP binding; RNA binding
Source: RefSeq, a predicted model, not a curated record